This is a messenger RNA of Lucilia sericata (common green bottle fly), 823 nucleotides long. Its product is annotated as activity-regulated cytoskeleton associated protein 1-like. The transcript has a single exon. Lineage: Eukaryota; Metazoa; Arthropoda; Insecta; Diptera; Calliphoridae. The record is from RefSeq and is a predicted model, not a curated record. Bases 141 to 782 code for a protein of 213 amino acids.
CUGCGAGUUUUCAUAAACGUAACGACCACAUUUUAAAUUUCAAUAAUAAAUUCAAAAUAACAUUCGCCAGAACCGUGGCUUUGUUAUUGCCUAUAACAAAUUAUUUUAAAUUAAAAGUGUUAAAAUAAAACUUCUAUAAAAUGGCUCAAAUGGUGCAAAUGACUACUGAACAAUUACAACAACUGAUCGAAUCGGUACGUGCUUCUGCUGGCGCAGGAACUGUGGUUGCUGCCGCCAAGUCCAAAGGAAGUUUUAGUAAUUGUUCAUCUCGCUUUGGCGGUCAACGUGAUCAUGAAGCUGUCGAAGAAUUUAUUACCUCAAUAGUGACCUACAAAGAAGUGGAAGCGAUUAGUGAUGAAGAUGCCUUAAAGGGGGUGUCGUUGCUGUUCUAUGGUUUGGCCUCAACCUGGUGGCAGGGUGUGCGUAAGGAAGCUAAAACUUGGAAUGAUGUUUUGGCCUUAAUACGUGAUCAUUUCUCACCCACUAAACCUUCUUAUCAAAUUUAUUUGGAAAUCUUUGAUAAGAAACAAGAUGACAAAACCGCUAUCGAUACUUUUGUGUGUCAAAAGAGAGCCCUAUUGGCCCAAUUGCCUGAUGGUAGACAUGAUGAAGAAACCGAAAUUGAUUUGGUGUAUGGUCUACUCAACAUCAAAUACCGUAAACAUAUUGCUCGUCAAGACUUUAAAACAUUCCGUGAAUUGUUGGAAAAGGGUCGUGUUAUCGAACACAAUAUGUUAGAAGCUGAAGGCAGUCAACAAGAUAAAAGGCGUCAUAGACACUAAAAGAAGUACAAGGAGAUUUUAGAGGCUAUAUGAGGAAAGUC